This is a messenger RNA of Diplodia corticola, 837 nucleotides long. RefSeq names its product short chain alcohol dehydrogenase. Bases 1 to 837 code for a protein of 278 amino acids. The record is from RefSeq and is a predicted model, not a curated record. Gene Ontology annotation, molecular function: oxidoreductase activity, acting on the CH-OH group of donors, NAD or NADP as acceptor. The transcript is spliced from 2 exons. Gene Ontology annotation, biological process: fatty acid elongation. NCBI's taxonomy places the organism in Eukaryota, Fungi, Ascomycota, Dothideomycetes, Botryosphaeriales, Botryosphaeriaceae.
AUGUCAGACUCUUGCAAUUCCCGUCGCAUCGUCAUCAGCGGCGGAGCGCGGGGCAUCGGACGCGCCCUGGCCCGCCAUUUCCUGGAACAGGGCGACCGCGUCUUCCUGAUCGACGUCGACGAGCCCGAGCUCCACCACACCGUCCACUCCCACCUCGCAAAGUACUACCCGAAGACCCUCUCCUCCGCCCUCUGCAACCUCCGCGAUGUCGACGACAUCCGCGAGAAGAUCACCGGCGCCGCCGAAUACCUCGGCGGCAGCAUCGACAUCUUGAUCAACAACGGCGGCAUCGCAUCCCCCCAAUGGAAAGACAACAAGACGAUGCUCGACCCCUCGACCCUCACCGAAUGGCGCGCCUACGUCGAAACCAACCUCACCGGCCCCUUCGCCGUCUCCCAGGCCGCGCUCCCCUACAUGCGCUGCGACGCCGCCGCCGACCCGCGCGACCCGCGCCACAUCGCCAACGCCGGGCCGUGCAUCAUCCUCGUCGGGUCGUCGCGCGCGCACCAGAGCGACCGCAACCAGGAGGGGUACGCGGCGACCAAGGCCGGCCAGCUCGGGCUGAUGCACUCCAUGGCCGUGAGCUGCCAGCCGUGGGGCGUGCGGGUGAACAUGGUGGCGCCCGGCAGGAUCAAGGCGACGCACGAGAGCAGGGAGGGCGACGAGAGGGGGGCGAGGUGGGUGGAUGCGCUGGAGGUGAGGGAUGUGGAGCAGCACCCGGCGAAUCGCGCGGGGAUGCCCGAGGAUGUCGCGCAGGCGGUCGAGUAUUUGGUUGGCGCUGGGUUUGUGACAGCGCAGGAGAUGGUGGUCGAUGGGGGCGCGUUGAUGAAGAAAUGA